GCUCCUAUCCGAUAAAUCCAUUCUCCUCCAUUUCUCUAUCCCUCUGACGAUGGCUGCUCAAAGCUCAAAGCUCAAAGCUCAAAGCUCAAAGCUCAAAGCUCAAAGCUCAAAGCUUGUUUUCUCCUCCACCAACGGCCAACCGCUAAUUUCACUACCAGACCCGAUCGUUUAAGUUUCGCCCCAGUCUUUUGUAGUUAGAAGCGUUGAUGGGAAUAGCUCUGAAACACCGGCUUCUCUAAGCUAUACAGCUGAGGUUUCAAAACCUAUCGUUGAGAAAACAUCAAACCGUAUUCCACUGUGGAUGAAACUGCUACCAAUGAAGAGAUUAUCACAGAGCCAGUAGAGGAACAUGUUGCCACACAACCAAUAAGCGCAGCAAAAGAUCCACGACUUCUGUUCUAGCAUCCCUAAUGGUACUGUGUGACACUCGAAGUUAAGUUCAUAUCGUAGCAUUUCUGAGUUGCCUGUUAAAGUGUGUUUUAUUUUGAACUUUUAAAUUUUGUUUUCCCCAUUUUCAUGUCAUAUGGGAGAGUAUUUAUUGUUUGGGUCUUGAUUCUGCUUCAUAAAUGACACUUUCUCAGGUGGUCUCGUUAGGAGUGGAGGCCUUCUGGGGUUUGUGUUUUACAAGUUUAACAACUGGUGUCCUCUAUGGUGGUGGCCUUCUAUCCCUUUAGUACAUUGAGCUAAAAGAUUUGGUGACAGGGAAAAGUCUAGUUUAGCUUCUUAUAUAUUAGGGACAAGCAGGUAAGCUACAUUUACUGUCUACAGGAACAAUAAGCAGGUAAUCACUACUUUCAAUCAGUAAUUCAAAAAAUGGAGAUCUUCUCUCUUUUGAUAACUCUGGUGUGUUGGGUUCCUUGUGUAAUUUUAUACUUUUUACGAGUUGCUAACUAUUCUUGUUUGUGACUCUGUUCUUUCCAGUGUCAUAAUCUAAAAUUUUGUUACUUGUGACAUGCUAUUCUUGUUUUUUUCUUAAGCUCUAUUCACUAUUCAGGAGGUUAAACCAAAGGGCUAAUCUGGUUGGUCAACUUUCCAGCUUGUGAAUACAGCAUUUCAAAUCAAACAACUCCAUAUAUAAGAAACUUUAUCAAAAAAAAGUAAAAGUUGAAUUUAGAGUAAAAAACAAGAAAGUAAUUCGAGUUAAAAGCAAAGCUGAGUUUUAUCAAAGGAAGGUUUACAAAGCAAAUUUUUGAUUAGCAAGUUGCUUGCGCGCUGAGUUUGUUCCAAUAGCUGUAAUUUACCUAGAUUAGUAUUAUGAGUUUAAAAAAGCACAUAGCACACGGUAUAAGUUCUAACAUUUUACAUCAUACCACUAAUGUAAAUGAAAAAAAAAAACUUCAGUCUGAAGGACUUUAUAAAAAUAGAAACCUUAUGAGCCGACCUGCUGAUUAUUUUUUCUAUAUAUACCGUAAGCAUUCACCACAUACAAUACAAUAACAACAUUAAAGUUUUUGUUUUCAAAGUCCCUCUAAUAAGUCUCUGAUCUAAUAAGCCUUUCUUAUAAUUCUCUAAAAUGUCGACUGGUGACAGUGCGACCUCACCACCUAAAAAAUUGAGUGAACAUGAGAAGAAGCAGAUGCUUAAAGAGCUCCAGAAGCAGGCCUAUGAGGCAUUACUUUGUGCCUUUGGCGUGGAAAACAAGGUGAUCGAUGAUGAUGUGAAGAAACUAUUGAACAUCGAAGAGGAGUCUCCAGAGGAAAAGAGGAAGAUAGCGUAUGAAGCAAUGGUGCUUGCAACCACAUUCAAUUAUUCCUCGCUAGAAUUCCGCGAUGAUGUGUUAGCUAGGUUGAGGAAUCAACUUCAUAUAACCGAUAGCUUCCACAGAGAAUGCCAGAUUCGUGUCAACAACAACAGUUUACUCGUCCAAUUUACUGGAGAAGCAUCCGGCUCGAACAACGUAGGCGAAACAAGCAGGUGGAGUAUCAGUUAUGUCAAAGGCAAUAUCUUACGUCUUAAGAGGACAAAAAAGUAACUUUAGUUUUAUCUAAGUAGUAAUUAAAUACCGUAUUUCAUCGUCGUCUCUGAUCUCUGCGACCGCACAUACACCAUCGUCGCUGUUGAUAAAUAAAUUAUGAGAUCCUAUUUCUUUUC
Messenger RNA from Arabidopsis lyrata subsp. lyrata, 2091 nucleotides. RefSeq lists its product as uncharacterized. The coding region runs from base 1514 to 1972 and encodes 152 amino acids. The transcript has 3 exons. The record is from RefSeq and is a predicted model, not a curated record. NCBI's taxonomy places the organism in Eukaryota, Viridiplantae, Streptophyta, Magnoliopsida, Brassicales, Brassicaceae.